GAUUGUGUUCCCAACGAGGCGACGGAAGAAAAACGUGAGCUGACGUCAUCGAUCAUCAGAGAAACUGGCCGCUUUGAUCUSCUGCUUCUGCAACAAUAAUACAAAUCAUGAGGAUUUUUGGUUUAUGAUAUGGGAUGCAGUGAAUGAACUUUCUGCUGUAUUUGGACAUGGUUGCAUAGCAACGGUGGCCAGGUGUAGGUUUACCUGUAAGCUGAGCAGGACCACUUAUUGUUGGUUUCAGUGAAACAACCAGAGACCAACAGAAGCUGAACUGAGACCUGCAGACCUCAGCAGGAAGAGGAGCAGAAGUGAAAUCAGAGGUGAAGAUGGCUUUAGCCAGCGGCCACUGGCUGGAGAAAGAAAUCAGAGGAGAACCUCCGAGUCCCAGACAUGGUCACGCUGUAGCUGUGGCUGGAAGCGUCGCCUUUCUGUUCGGAGGAGCGAGUAGCAUCAGGCCAGAGGUCGGUCCUGUUUACUUCUCUGACUUCUACAUGCUAACAGUGACUCCUGAUGAUGUGACCUGGGAGGAGAUUCCUCAGAGCGGAGAAAUCCCGUCGGCCAGAGAAGGACACACACUCUGCGUCGUCAGAGGGAAGCUGUAUCUGUUCGGAGGAUCCUCCAGUCCUGAAGCCUCUGAAUGCCUCCCAGGCGUCUUCAGCUUCGAUGUUGUGUCCUUGGCAUGGGAAUGCCUGCCAGCCGGCGGCGUGGCUCCCAGGGUUCUCCAUUACGGCUCUGCUGCCGCUGGAGACAACAUCUACGUGUACGGAGGGCGGCUGGAGGGCGAGCCAACCGACGACCUCCUGGUGUUCAACACAGUGUCUGUCACCUGGACUCCAGUGAAAACCAGCGGAUCGCUUCCUCCUGCCCUAUGGGGGCAGAGUUUCGCUCAGGCUGGAGAUCAGCUCUUCAUGUUUGGAGGUUACGGAGCAGGAGGAACGUUUUGUAAGGACCUUUACGCUCUGAACACAGAGAAGCUGCAGUGGCAGAAAUGGGAGGUGAAGGGAGAAUCUCCUCCAGCCUGUAGUGGACAGACACUGACUGCACACCAUGACAAGGACAUCUAUCUGUUCGGAGGACAAAUCUCCAAUAAGGAUUCGACAGCAACAUCGUCCAAUGAAAUCCAUAAACUCAGUAUUGCCAAGAUGAAGUGGAAGGUUCCUCUGUAUGUUGGGCUUCCUCCGGCCCGUCGGCACGGCCACGCUGCCUUCAUCCUGCACAGUCACCUGUAUGUGUUGGGAGGGAAGAAUGAAGAGCAGGAUUUUAACGACUUGAAGGUGAUGAAGCUGAUCAACCCAUCAGAGAGACAACCAGGUGGAGCUGAUCGUCGCGCUCCACCAGAGUCUCAUCUCUCAGUUCUAAAAACGUUCUUUCACUCUGGUUUUUACCAACAACAGCUUCACUCCCACUAAGGUUCCCAACAUUCGCUACAAGCUGAGCAACGCGGCUCUGUCCACCCAGCCCAGAACAGCAGCAGCAGCUAAUGUACAGGUGGAAAACAC
This is a messenger RNA of Poecilia reticulata (guppy), 1499 nucleotides long. NCBI's taxonomy places the organism in Eukaryota, Metazoa, Chordata, Actinopteri, Cyprinodontiformes, Poeciliidae. The record is from RefSeq and is a predicted model, not a curated record.